AUGACUACCAUGGAUUUGCGUGUUGGUAACAAGUACCGUAUCGGCCGCAAGAUCGGAAGUGGCUCUUUUGGUGACAUCUACCUUGGCACCAACAUCAUUUCCGGCGAGGAGAUCGCCAUCAAGCUCGAGAGCGUCAAAGCCAAGCACCCCCAACUCGAGUAUGAGGCUCGCGUCUACAAGUCUCUCGCCGGCGGUGUCGGUAUCCCCUUCGUCCGCUGGUUCGGCACUGAGUGCGACUACAACGCCAUGGUUAUCGACCUUCUAGGCCCCAGUCUCGAGGAUCUGUUCAACUUCUGCAACCGCAAGUUCUCUCUGAAGACUGUCCUUCUUCUCGCCGAUCAACUCAUCUCCCGCAUUGAAUACAUUCACGCCAAGUCGUUCAUUCACCGUGAUAUCAAGCCCGACAACUUCCUGAUGGGCAUUGGCAAGCGGGGCAACCAGGUCAAUGUGAUUGAUUUUGGUCUGGCCAAGAAGUACCGCGACCCCAAGACCCACUUUCACAUCCCGUACCGCGAGAACAAGAACCUCACGGGUACUGCCCGUUACGCUAGUAUCAACACUCACUUGGGUGUUGAGCAGUCUCGCCGUGAUGACAUGGAGUCCCUGGGUUACGUGAUGCUCUACUUCUGCCGUGGCUCUCUGCCCUGGCAGGGCUUGAAGGCUGCUACCAAGAAGCAGAAGUAUGACCGCAUCAUGGAGAAGAAGAUGACUACACCUACCGAGGUGCUCUGCCGUGGAUUCCCCAAUGAGUUCGCUAUUUACCUGAACUACACCCGCUCACUCCGCUUCGAUGACAAGCCUGACUACUCCUACCUACGCAAGAUCUUCCGUGAUCUCUUUGUCCGCGAGUCCUUCCAGUACGACUACGUCUUCGACUGGACUGUUUACAAGUACCAGAAGAAUGCUGCCAUGAUCGUGGACGCUACCAAGAAGGACAAGGACGAAGAGGCAGUACGCCGCCAGGGUGCCGCUGCCCCCAUUGGCGCCAGCGGUGCGGCCGCUAAGCCCGGUGCAAUCUCUGGCCAGCGCCGCAAGGUCAUCGACCGUGGAGCCCUGGACAACACCCCGGAUACCAACCGUGCCGUGGGAGGGAGUGACAGGAUUCUUCGACGUUAG
Molecule: messenger RNA, 1116 nt
Organism: Penicillium canariense
Lineage: Eukaryota; Fungi; Ascomycota; Eurotiomycetes; Eurotiales; Aspergillaceae
Product: casein kinase 1 family protein
Exons: 4
Coding region: 1-1116 (371 amino acids)
Biological process (GO): peptidyl-serine phosphorylation; endocytosis; signal transduction
Cellular component (GO): nucleus; cytoplasm
Molecular function (GO): protein serine/threonine kinase activity; ATP binding
Source: RefSeq, a predicted model, not a curated record